AUGGGUUCUCUUGAGCAAGAUACUGUUACUGGUCCCUCCGUCUAUCAACAUAUUGUAGUCGAGGGCCUCCCUUACGACCGGGGUCUGUCGCACGGGACACAGGUUAAGGACAAGAUUCAUACCAACGUUGCCUACUACAAGCUCCCGGGAAAGCUGCCAUGUUGGUCUAUCUGCUCCAGAAUCAUCAACGAUGUCUACCUUCCUGCCUUUGAAAAGCUAUGGCCUUCGGGCCUCCAGGAACUCCGCGGAAUCGCCGAGGGUGCUGAUGUGCCUCUCGAAGAAAUCAUCAUGCUCAAUGCCCGAUACGACCUGGCCAGGACAAUGUAUUUACUAAAAGACGGCGGGAGAGCAGACCCUGAGCAGAAUGGGAGCGCUGGGUCCGACGAGAACGAGCUAGCCAAUGAAUGUACCAGCGGCUUCUUCACGCCAAAGGCUACAGAGUCUGGCGACUCGUUGGCCGUUCAGAACUGGGACAUGUCAAACCACCUCCACGAGCAGGACCUCGUCAUCUAUCUCGAGGUCCACCCACACCCUUCUGAGAAGAUACCAGCCAUGUUCAUCCUCACCGAGGCCGGCCAGCUCAUACGCACCGGCAUGAACGCCGCGGGCCUAGCCGUCACCGCCAACUCGCUCCUCUCGACAGCCGACUACGUGCCCAUCCCCUACACCGACCGCUCCGGCGUCUUCCACAACGUCAUCCCCAGGCCGGCGCUGCCUUUCUCCCUCGCGCGCCGCGUGUUCCUCGAGUACACCACCUACUCCGAAGGGCUCGUCGCCAUCAACGCCUUCCCGCGCCACGUCUCGGGCAACCUGCACGUCUCCACGGGCGAGGGCUUCGGCAUGGCGCUCGAGGUCGCGCCCGACCGCAUCUACAAGUACUACGGCGACGUCGACGAUAACUACGUCCUUCACAGUAACCAUUUCGUCGCCGAGGGCUUCAACGGCCGCGACGACGUGCGCGACCGCUACCCGGGCGGCAGCAGCUGGUUCCGCAUGCGGCGGGCCGAGAUCGGCGUCCGGCCUUACGAGGAUGGGCGUCUGACGGUUGAGCGCAUCCACAAGGCGUUCUCGGACCACCUGAGCUAUCCCGAGAGUCUGUGCCAGCACCCCAACUUCGACGCGCGGAAUGCGCCUAGCAAUGCUCUUACGGGAUACACGUCUAAACUUAGCAUGACGGUUGCCUUUGUGGUGUACAACCUGACGCGGAAGACCAUCACUGUGUGCAAGGGUCCGCCUUGCCAGGGACACCUGCAGGUGUUCAAGCUUGAGGAGCGUGCUGAGAACAAGAAUGUUAUGUCGAAGUCUAAUAACGUGAAGGUGACUCCCAUCUAG
Thyridium curvatum is the source of this 1332-nucleotide messenger RNA. RefSeq lists its product as uncharacterized. Bases 1 to 1332 code for a protein of 443 amino acids. NCBI's taxonomy places the organism in Eukaryota, Fungi, Ascomycota, Sordariomycetes, Thyridiales, Thyridiaceae. The record is from RefSeq and is a predicted model, not a curated record. The transcript is spliced from 2 exons.